Messenger RNA from Pseudonaja textilis, 1500 nucleotides. It is a transcript of the gene RHBG, whose product is annotated as Rh family B glycoprotein. The record is from RefSeq and is a predicted model, not a curated record. Gene Ontology annotation, cellular component: plasma membrane. Gene Ontology annotation, biological process: ammonium transmembrane transport; ammonium homeostasis. Gene Ontology annotation, molecular function: ammonium channel activity. NCBI's taxonomy places the organism in Eukaryota, Metazoa, Chordata, Lepidosauria, Squamata, Elapidae.
UCUUCCUGCUGGCUCUCUUCCGCGCGGCUCUCCCACCAUGUCAGGCCACGCCACCAACCUGAGGGUGAAGCUGCCCCUGCUCUGCGCUCUCCUGCAGCUGACCACGGUCCUCCUCUUCGCCUUUUUCGUCCAGUAUGACAGCCAGACCAGCCCCCGGCUGUGGCACGAGGAGGUACAACUGCACAGCAAAGGCCCCCUGGACCACGACUUCUACCCACGCUACCCAAGCUUCCAAGAUGUCCACGUCAUGGUUUUCCUCGGCUUUGGCUUCCUGAUGACCUUCCUGAAACGCUACAGCUUCGGCGGGGUGGCUUUCAAUUUCCUGAUCGCUGCCUUUGCCCUCCAGUGGUCUAUCCUCAUCCAGGGAUUUUUCCACACCUUUCACAAUGGCAAAAUCCACGUGGGAAUAGAAAGCAUGAUCAACGCGGACUUCUGUGCCGGCUCCGUCCUCAUCUCCUUUGGGGCGCUGCUGGGCAAGACGAGCCCCGUUCAGUUGCUGCUGAUGGCCGGGCUGGAAGUCACCCUCUUUGGCAUCAACGAGUACAUCCUGCUCAGCCUCCUUCAGGUGAAGGACGCCGGGGGCUCUAUGACCAUCCACACUUUCGGGGCCUACUUCGGGCUGGUGGUGUCCCGGCUCCUUUUCCGGCCCCACCUGGACAAGAGCCGGCAGCGGGAAGGCUCCACCUACCACUCGGACCUCUUUGCUAUGAUUGGCACGCUCUUCCUGUGGGUCUUCUGGCCCAGCUUCAACUCAGCAGUGACCGCCCACGGGGAUGACCAGCAACGGACGGUCAUGAACACCUACUUCUCCUUGGCAUCCAGCACCCUCACCACCUUCGCCGUCUCCGCCCUGGUGAACCGAGGAGGCCAGCUGGACAUGGUUCACAUCCAGAAUGCCGCCCUGGCUGGCGGUGUGAUCGUUGGCACUUCGGCCGAGAUGGCGCUGACUCCCUUUGGGGCCCUGAUCGCUGGAUGCGUGGCCGGCCUGGUGGCCACCCUUGGCUUUAAGUUCCUCACGCCCAUCCUGGCUGCCAGGCUGAAAAUCCAGGAUACCUGCGGAAUACACAACCUGCAUGGGUUGCCCGGCCUGCUCGGUGCCCUCCUUGGCGCCCUGGUGGCCGCUCUGGCAACCCCAGAUGCCUACGGAGAGGGGAUGGCAGACGUCUUCCCCCUGGUGGCCUCUGGGCAGCGGAGCUCCACCCGGCAGAGCCUCUUCCAGCUGAUGGGCCUGCUGGUGUCGCUGGGCGUGGCCAUGGUCGGUGGCCUCCUGGUGGGGGCCAUCCUGAAGAUGCGAUGCCUCGCGAUGCCCCCAGACGGUCUGUGCUUCGAGGAUCAAAUCUAUUGGGAGGUGCCCGAGGAACACCAGGAUGGCUUCCAGGUGGUGGAAGCUCUGAGCACGGAGGAGGCAGGCAAGGCCACCCAGGCCUGACAGGCUCCACCGCGGAUGCUGACCUCACCCUCACCACCACCAGCCGAGAAAGCCAUCCGUCCGUUUGGCCU